CUACAAAAGGAAGAUCAUCUAUUUACAGCAUUCUCAUACUUUGACAAAGACGGGAGCGGCUACAUUACUGCUGACGAGCUCCAACAGGCCUGUGAGCAGUUUGGUUUGGGGGAUCUUCAUAUUAUGGACAUAAUCAAUGAAGUUGACCAAGACAAUGAUGGGCGCAUUGACUACAGCGAAUUCGUGGCUAUGAUGCAAGACUCAACAUUCAGACCAGCAGGAAAAUAAUCCAGGCAGACC
Molecule: messenger RNA, 240 nt
Organism: Linum tenue
Lineage: Eukaryota; Viridiplantae; Streptophyta; Magnoliopsida; Malpighiales; Linaceae
Source: the annotation of a GenBank genome assembly